Messenger RNA from Xylaria bambusicola, 2062 nucleotides. RefSeq names its product CDP-alcohol phosphatidyltransferase. Gene Ontology annotation, molecular function: phosphotransferase activity, for other substituted phosphate groups. The transcript has 3 exons. Lineage: Eukaryota; Fungi; Ascomycota; Sordariomycetes; Xylariales; Xylariaceae. The record is from RefSeq and is a predicted model, not a curated record. Gene Ontology annotation, cellular component: membrane. The coding region runs from base 278 to 1537 and encodes 419 amino acids. Gene Ontology annotation, biological process: phospholipid biosynthetic process.
CAGCAAAGAAAAAAAUAAGGCCAAAUAGUGUAAUUAAUAUCAAUGCAUCACUGAAGCCGACUUUACCCUCCUCGCCUUUGAUUCCAUGAAAGUCGAGCCAGCAGAAUGCAGACUUGAUUCUCUGUCUGCAAAUAAGUAUUGCAACAGCUAGCGCACAACUGAUUUUAUCGCCAUCUACAAAACACAACCCGAUAUUGUCGAUACCUGCUCCACCGACCCCCCCAUCCCAUCCCAACCUCGAUCUGUGCGACUCAGCCCUGCGACAGCGUCAUUCAAGAUGGUCUACGUGCGCCAGGAAUACCUGCCGAACCUCAAGGCGUAUAAAUACAGCGGUGUCGACCACUCGCUGACCUCCAAAUACAUCCUCAAGCCCUUCUACACCCAUGUCGUCAUCAAGUGCUUUCCCAUGUGGAUGGCCCCGAACUUGAUAACCUUGUCCGGCUUCAUGUUCGUCGUCGCAAACUUCCUCACCUUGCUCUGGUACAAUCCCACACUCGACCAAGACUGUCCACCAUGGGUAUACUACUCUUGGGCCGCCGGCUUGUUCAUAUACCAGACCUUUGAUGCCGUCGAUGGCUCACAAGCGCGACGAACCCGACAGAGCGGCCCCUUGGGCGAACUAUUCGACCACGGCGUAGAUGCGCUCAACACCUCGCUUGAAUGUCUUAUUUUUGCUGCAUCACAAAACAUGGGACAGAGCUGGUUUACAGUCAUUAGCGUUUUCGCAUCGCUCGGCACGUUUUACGUCCAGACCUGGGAAGAAUACCACACCAAAACUCUUACCUUGGGCAUCGUGAAUGGUCCAGUUGAAGGCAUCUUGGCUCUAGUCUUGGUUUACGCUUUCACCGGCUACAUGGGCGGCGCCUCAUUCUGGAACCAAUCAAUCCUCGCCACAUUCGGCGUGGCCAAGACUGUUGCCAUUCCUGACUUCGUGUAUGAUCUGUCAUUCACGCAUGUUUACUUGGCCCAAGGCACUAUCGUCAUGGCAUACAACACAGUCGAGAGUGCGCGCAACGUCAUUCGCGCGCGUCGCGCUCGUGGCGAUCGUAGCCGUGGUGCUCUACUUGGCCUCGUUCCCUUAUUCGGCACUUGGUUCCUCCUGGCUUCGUACCUAUAUCUACAGCCACUAAUCCGCACACAGCACCUUGUCCCUUUCGCCAUGUUCGCAGGCAUGGUGAACGCAUACAGCGUAGGACAAAUGAUCACAGCUCAUCUUGUGAAGCUCGACUUCCCCUACUGGAAUAUCCUGACUCUACCUUUAGGGUUCGGCAUAAUCGAUUCUCUCGGCCCUAUCCUUAAAGAACACAUAGGCUGGGCCUCUGGCUGGCCUAGCGCUCUCGGUGACGACGUCUACCAGGUUGCCUUCAUGUUCUGCAUGCUCGGUACGGCAGUCGGUGUCUACGGCUCGUUUGUCGUUGAUGUCAUUGUGACUAUUUGUGACUAUCUCGACAUCUGGUGUCUUACCAUCAAGCAUCCAUACGUAGAGGUCAAGGAGCAAACAGGCAACGGGGAUGCAAACAACAAGAAGGUCAACUAAAUUCAUACACAACCUCCAAAACGAACGUCAAGCUCUCGCUAUCCCGAUUCAGAGUAUUAGGGGUUUAUAUCUUUCUCUCGGGACCCCAUAUUAUCUUCUUCUACAUGAAGAACGUGGAAAAGGGAAUAGAACUAUGCAAGUAGCGGGAAACCUGCAAGGGAGGGCGUAAACCCCAACCCUCAACCCCCCCAGGGGGCCCUCUCUCUCUUUCUAUACAUCUAAUGAUAGGCACGAUCUGAUGGAAAUGGAUGGUAGAUGGGGUAAAGGUAUUGGGGAUAUGGCAAAGAUAUCAUAUAUACCAGAGAAAUACCCAGGAUUGAGAAGCGAGAGAUACUAGAGAAACUCGGGAGUAUAUCACGCCAGACAUCUCAUGCGCAAAUACCCUGGCUGCGUACGCAUGGACAGGCGCUAUGCUAUAUACUUUCGCCUAGAAAGAAUCUCUCAAUAUCUGGAAGCUCCUAGUUAUAGUAAUUGCUAUUGUUAAUGAGUUAUUUGACUACGAAAUUCAUGAAUGAGUUUAAUGGA